AUGCAGCCUCCGCCGCAAAGCGGCGGUGAGGUGCUGAUCGAAUACUUCGAAGCUGAGGAGGAGAACGGAGUUGACCCUAAAACCUUAGUGUAUAGACAGAUCUUUGAGCGUAGCCGCUUGACUGCCGGACCUGUGAGGCCCGCGUGGUGCCGCCGCCCAUUGACCUUGACGGUCUUGGGCUGGCGCUCCGGCAGUGUGCCUGCUGCAAAACGCUCCUGUCGUGGGAUGCUUUUGCAGCUGGCUCCGCGAGAGCUGGGGGCCGUCGCUGCAUUGCGUGUGCCAAUGGGCCCAACGCACGGGCUUAUUGGCACCGCUUCGAUGCAGCCCCCGCACCACCGAAGCCAGCGUGGGCAGCGGAUGAUCGCUCUGGCCGUUGCUAUGGGCACGCCGCCUCCACCGCCUCCGUCGCCACGACGACCCUGUACAGGGCACGAGCGUCACCGCUGCUGCCGCUACCGCAUGCAGCGACGUCGUCGCUCGAAGAAGGUGGAGCUAGACAUCUAA
This is a messenger RNA of Phytophthora infestans T30-4, 504 nucleotides long. RefSeq lists its product as uncharacterized. The coding region runs from base 1 to 504 and encodes 167 amino acids. The record is from RefSeq and is a predicted model, not a curated record. The transcript has 2 exons. Lineage: Eukaryota; Oomycota; Peronosporomycetes; Peronosporales; Peronosporaceae.